UAAGGCCGCGGGGCCGCCGGCCGGACCCAGCGCCCCAGCGGGAGGGGCGAUGCGGGCGGGGAGCGCCAUGGCCCGGGCCCGGAGCCGCCUCUGCCACCUCCUGCUCGUCCUCCUCCUCCUCCUCCUGCCGCCGCCGGCCGCGCCCGGGCAGCCCGCGGGUUUCCAGCAGAUUUCCCUGCUCUCUUCCUAUGAAGUUGUAACCCCGCAGAGGUUGGGAAGAGAACGGCGAGAGGCUUCCAACAGCUCCUCAGUGCAGGACAAAGUAUCAUAUGCUAUUGAGAUCGAGGGACAGGAAUACACCAUUCAUCUAGAAAAGAACAAAGAACUGCUGCCCAAAGAUUUCACAGUUUAUACCUAUAACAAGGAGGGAAAGUUGCAAUUGGAAUAUCCAGAUGUCCAGGAUCACUGCCAUUAUCAGGGAUUUGUGGAGGGGACCCUGGAUUCCGUGGUGGCUGUCAGCACUUGCUCGGGGCUCAGGGGCUUGGUGACAAUAGGCAAUGUCACUUACGGGAUUGAGCCCUUGGAUUCCUCUUCUGGCUCUGAACACAUCUUAUAUCGACUGGAGAAUGUGAAGAGAGAGCCCACGACGUGUGGAGUGACGGCUGAAGGCCCGGAAAAGGAGCAGGCAGAGGGAAAUCCCCAUCCCAGUAUGACCCAGCUGCUCCGGAGAAAGAGAGCAGUCCUGCACCAGACAAGAUAUGUGGAGCUGUUCAUAGUUGUGGAUAAAGAAAAGUUUGAAGAUUUUGGGAAGAGUGAAACAGAAGUAAGAGAACACAUGGUGCAGCUGGCAAACUUCCUUGACAGUAUGUACAUCAUGCUGAACAUCCGCAUCGUGCUGGUCGGUCUGGAGAUCUGGAAGUACGAAAACAUCAUCAGCACGGACGGGGGGGCCGGGGAUGUGCUGGCAAACUUCGUGCAGUGGCGAGAGAAGAACCUGGUUCUGCGGCGGAGACACGACAGUGCCCAGUUAGUCCUGAAGAAGGGGUUUGGUGGCACAGCUGGAAUGGCCUACGUGGGAACAGUGUGCUCCAAAAGCCAUGCAGGAGGCAUUAAUGUGUUUGGAAGGAUCAGUAUCCAGAUGUUUGCAUCCAUCAUGGCUCACGAGCUUGGCCAUAACCUGGGGAUGAACCACGAUGACGAACGUGUCUGUCACUGCGGGGCCAGCAGCUGCAUUAUGAGCUCCGGAGCAUCGGGAUCGAGGAACUUCAGCAGCUGCAGCGCAGAGGACUUUGAGAAGCUGACUCUCAACAAAGGUGGGAGCUGCCUGCUCAACGUUCCGAGGCCUGACGAGACCUACAGCGUCCCGUACUGCGGGAACAGGCUGGUGGACGCUGGGGAGGAGUGUGACUGUGGCUCACCAAAGGAAUGUGAGAGCGAUCCGUGCUGUGAGCCAGGGACUUGCAGGCUCCGAUCCGGUGCUGAGUGUGCCUAUGGUGACUGCUGCAAAAACUGCCGGCUCCUCCCCGGAGGAACCGAGUGCCGGGCGAGCAACAACGAGUGUGACCUGCCGGAGUACUGCAACGGCACGUCUCAGUUCUGCCAGCCCGACUUCACGGUGCAGAACGGGCACCCCUGCCACGACCAGGAGGCCUACUGCUACAACGGCGUGUGCCAGUACUACGACGCCCAGUGCCAGGACAUCUUUGGCCCGAGUAAGGGGCAGCACAGGGUUGCAGCCGCUCUGGGAGAUGUACCUGAAGAACACCCCGAGUUUAUUUCGAAAGCCAAAGCAGCCCCAGACAUUUGCUUUGCUGAAGUGAAUUCCAAGGGGGACAGAUUUGGCAACUGUGGUUUCCAUGGCCAUGACUACAAGAAAUGUUCCAGCUGGAAUGCCAUGUGUGGGAAGCUGCAGUGUGAAAAUGUGAAAGCCAUGCCUGUGUUUGGAAUCAAGCCUGCUAUUAUCCAAACUCCCAUCAGAGGCACCACUGGGGUGUGCUGGGGGGUGGAUUUCCAGCUGGGCUCUGAUGUCCCAGACCCAGGAAUGGUGAAUGAAGGCACCAAGUGUGGUAAUGGAAAGAUCUGCAGGCACUUCCAGUGUGUGAGUGCCUCUGUCCUGAACUACGACUGUGAUGUGGAGAAGCAAUGCCACGGGCAUGGGGUGUGCAACAACAACAGGAACUGCCACUGUGAAGCAGGCUGGGCCCCCCCUUUCUGUGACACCAAAGGCUACGGAGGCAGCGUGGACAGUGGUCCCCCGUACAAUGACAAAGACACCUCUCUGCGGGACGGGCUGCUGGUGUUCUUUUUCCUGGUGCUGCCACUCCUGGUUGCUGCUGCCCUGGCCUUUGUAAGGAGGGACAGGCUGAAGCGAUGCUUCAGGAGGCUGAUGUCCCGCUGCCACUCGUCACUUCAGUCACCUCCUCCUCGGCCAGACACCGAACCCAGGGACUACCAGCACAGAGGCUUCUCCCACGGCAUGCCUUACGCUCCAAGAGCUGUACCCACGCAGGACAUGGAUCCAAACACCUUUCCUGUCCCAGCUUACCCAGUGAACCAGCACCCUCAACAGGCUUUCCACCAGCCCUACUAUCCCCCGCCGCAGUACCCGGUGCAGCAGCCGCCGAGGCUGCCCAGCAGGCCACCACCCCCGCAGCAGAAGGUCGUACCUCAGGGGCCGCCACCGCCACAGCAGAAAUGUUUACCUCAGGGACAGUAUUUCCCUUCCCGACCGGCACCUUUGCCUCCCAAAUAGCUUUGGGCUUUCUCGGGGCCUUCCCCUGAGCUGAGCUGGUGGCUGUCCCCCUCGUGGCACCACGGCAGCUGGGACAGGGCAGGGAGAGAUCCAAACCAGGAAUGUAGGACUUCACACUAAUAAAUACCUCGACCAAAGCUCCAGGGACUGAGACACCCGGCCUGUUCCUCGCUCCGUCCGUCCGAGCUGCAGCCGGGCUGGCAGCGGGAGCGCAGCAGCCUGGGGGGGAAACAGCCCUGAAAUCCAGCACGUGGGGCUUGCUUUGGGUUUCCCCAUUUCUGCCCUGAGCCCUGGUAAGGAAAUUGUCUGGUUCAUUGUCAUCUCUCUGACUGUGCAGUGAGGAAUCGGAGUAACCCGCUUGCAAAACAAGGAGAUCUGGUCAGUUAAUUUACAGUUACUCUGCAUGGACUAGAAAGUGUUUCCUGUGUACACCUUGAUGGCACAAGUGGAAUGAGGUCUCAGUGGACUUUUUCAGACGAAGAGAGAUAUAUUUUAAACAUGUUUGUGCAUGUAUAUAUGUUUAUAGAUGCGUAAUAAUGCACUUAAAUCCUUAAUUCCAUGCUGACUGACACUAAACUGUGCUGUAGGAACACUGAGUUUAAUGCUUUUUAAUUAGAGAUUGGCUAAAUGAGACUCCUGUACUAAUUCCCACUAAUACAUGGAUAGGCAGUGAAGAUAAAGGUACGAGAAGACACGGCCAUGUUCUGGUUUUAAAAAAUGGGGUGCUGUUAGGUUUUAAUUCAGGUUUAAGGACAGAGCAGCAGUUCCUGCAGGACAGUAGGAAGCAGGAAGUGUCUCUGCCUGGACCAACAGAGCUUCUCUGUGCACUUCAAACAGGAACCUGGUGACUGCACCCUCUCUUUUAAUCCCCAAACCUUUGUAGUGUCAGUCAGGAUGCUUUCAGGCCACCUUGUGUCAGACUAGAGUGCCCUCUGCUCCUGCCCCACGGGCUAGACUGGAGUUUGGAAUUCCUCCUGAGCGGAGUUGCUCAGCAUGCAGUGUGCUGGGAGAGGAGGAGGAGCUGUGGAUCCUGAUCCUGUGGAGCCGUGGGUAGAAGCUGGAUGUUGUGGUCACAAAUAGGAAUCUAUUUCACAACUUGCUAAAAGUGCUGAAGAGAAUGCUGGGCUGUUUCACUCUGUGCUCACCACAAGCACAGCUCAAUCUGUAAAAUCCCCCUAAUAUUGCCAAAAAAAUCAUCUUUUCCUCUGUAUAUACAUAUAUAAAUAUAUAUAUAUAGUGUGUGCAGUAAUAAAAUACUUGAACUCCUGUGGUUUCCCAUAAACUUAGACUAAGAUUUAUAACACUAUUAAAAUCUGUAAAAUGUCACCUAGAAUUUCACCAGCUGUACUGGUGGGGGUCUCCUGUUUGUUCCAAGAUAAUCAAUCACUUCCAAAUGUUGCUGUGUCCUGCUCCCCCUGGGCUGUCUGUCUGUCUCUCACAGGGAGCUCUGCAGCUGGCCCAUCUCUAGCCCCAGUCAGAGGGUGGGAGGGAGGAGAGGAUCCAGGGAAUGAAGUCAUCCAGAGGGAUGUGCUCAGCUGUGUGUGACGCUGUGUGUCUGAACUAAACUAUGCUGAAAAUGGUGCCUUUACAAGACAAAGAGUUCUUGCACUCCCAGCGUGCACGUUGGAAUAGCUGAGGGCAGGGACGUGGGGCUUAGGGGUGAUCUCGUGGACAGGACGUGGCUCCAGUGUUUUGUGUUGAAUGCUGACGAUGACUACUGACUUUCUUUUGUAAAGUGUACGGAUUCCUGUCCCCGGGCGGGUCUGGAGCUGGCGGGGCCGCGGUCGACACCCGUGGGCUCCCCCACAGCCGGCCCAUGCCGGGCUCUGGCCAAAGGGCUGUUCCCAACCCCUUUGUACGGACCCAACGAGCAAUAAAGAUGCCAGUUUUGUACAA
Messenger RNA from Myiozetetes cayanensis, 4588 nucleotides. Its product is annotated as disintegrin and metalloproteinase domain-containing protein 9-like. Gene Ontology annotation, molecular function: integrin binding; metalloendopeptidase activity. Gene Ontology annotation, cellular component: plasma membrane. The transcript is spliced from 22 exons. Bases 50 to 2692 code for a protein of 880 amino acids. Lineage: Eukaryota; Metazoa; Chordata; Aves; Passeriformes; Tyrannidae. The record is from RefSeq and is a predicted model, not a curated record. Gene Ontology annotation, biological process: cell-cell adhesion mediated by integrin; membrane protein ectodomain proteolysis; transforming growth factor beta receptor signaling pathway.